Messenger RNA from Mytilus californianus (California mussel), 1377 nucleotides. Its product is annotated as carbohydrate sulfotransferase 15-like. Gene Ontology annotation, molecular function: N-acetylgalactosamine 4-sulfate 6-O-sulfotransferase activity. The transcript is spliced from 8 exons. The coding region runs from base 10 to 1326 and encodes 438 amino acids. Lineage: Eukaryota; Metazoa; Mollusca; Bivalvia; Mytilida; Mytilidae. The record is from RefSeq and is a predicted model, not a curated record. Gene Ontology annotation, biological process: hexose biosynthetic process.
CAAGUAGAAAUGCAGAAGAAAAACAUCAUCUAUGCAUUGACAGUACUUUUCAUUAUAUUAGUUUUUUUUGUUUUCCGGGAAUUACCUAUCAAAGUAGAGACUGUACCAGCUACUGUAAGUCUUCCCAGGAUAACAUGGAUAAACUCCAAACCAGACACAGAACGUUUUGCCCAGACACAGGUUCAUAUACGUAAUGAUACAGGGGUAACACUUGUAUGUCCAGAGAAAAAACUAGUCUUUCCAACUGAAGACAUAUUAUGCAUGAAACCACCUCGCUAUUCACCGAGUUACAGAAAUCCAUGUUGGUAUCCAGAUGAAUCGGAUAAGCUGUCCUGUCUUCCGUAUUUCCUCCAGAUCGGGAUGUCCAAAUGUGCUACUACGGAUUUGUUUACCAGAUUGAUUCUACAUCCUGAUAUCAUCCCUAUAAGCGGUGCUAAUGGUAAAAACAAAUCAAUCACAUGGUGGAACCUAAGGUUAACAGGAAGCACAUGGCAGCCGCCAUACAGUGGAGGAAAGCGUGAGAACUUUAAGCAAUACUCCGAGUAUUUCUCAAAUGCAGCAAAAGUGAUAGAGACGAAUAAAGAUCAAACUGGAUAUCAUGGGAAAAUAACAGGAGAAGGGUCACCGACCUAUUUAUGGAUGCUGUAUUUAUGGAACCGUAUCCCACAAAAUACCUACCUAACAAAACCUAAAGUCUUGGUUCCACAUCUAAUCCGACAUGUCCUCCCUAAGACAAAGUUCAUUGUCACAUUACGAGACCCUAUAGAAAGAAUGUAUUCAAGUUACCAUUUUUUCAACAAAGAUAAAAAGUAUGAUAAAUUUGCUUUCCACGAGACAAUGCAGUUUGCUAUUGAAAAAUUCAUGGAAUGUAAAGCUAUGAAAGGUGACAGACAGUGUGUCCUAGAUCCUGACCUCCGUGCAACAAUCUCUAGAAAGGUGCGGUUACUGAACAGCAUGUAUUACUUGUACAUUAAAGAAUGGCUUGAUGUAUUUCCAAGACAACAAUUUAUAUUCAUAAAAAUGGAAGAAUAUGUUACCAACAAAGAGGAAGUGUUAAACAGAAUAUUCAAAUUUCUCGGACUGUCCACGUUGUCACCAACAGAAAUGAAGAAAUAUGGGUUAUUGUUUACAACAAUCAAGAACAAGACAAAGGGAGGCAAGCAGUACGAACCAAUGUUAAAUGCAACGAGAGAAAUGUUGUACAGUCUUUACGAUCCGUACACCAAAAUGUUACCACAACUACUGAACGACCCCUCUUUCACCUGGUCAAAGGUGUCUUAUGAGGAAUAUGUUCAACGAAUGCUGAGGAAAAAGGUGGCUAGCUAAUUCUUUGAAAACGCAUAAAUAUAUUUAUUAAUAGAAUAAAUUCAUAAACAA